Darwinula stevensoni is the source of this 1377-nucleotide messenger RNA. Lineage: Eukaryota; Metazoa; Arthropoda; Ostracoda; Podocopida; Darwinulidae. The record is from the annotation of a GenBank genome assembly.
AUGAGCCCCGGAUGCACGAAGCAUCCCCUCGGCUCCUCGGUGCUGCCAUCUCCCGCCAGUCACGACCACAAGUCCAGUCGCUCACAGCCGCGGAGCGAGCGAGGAGAGACAGGCUCCAACCGAGUCGUGAUUUCGCGAAACGGUACCGAGACUCUCCUAACGGAAGAAGAAAAAGUCAAUUUGGGGAGUGGGCUUAGUAUUUGUACCAAGGAAAGCUCCCUGUUUGCCCUGCAUUGUCAGGCGCUGAUACGAGACGAACUGGUGUAUUCUGCAGAAGAAGAAUGGGAUCGGAAAGGUGCGCUUUCAAGAGCCCGAGGAAUGAGUUUGGCCCCGUCCCAGAUUCAGCAGGCCUUCUCGGAAAGGCACCCGAGACAGGGAAGAGAAGACGAAUUGAGGGAUUCCCAUAAUGAACUUCCUUCCUUUCGGUCUUAUCGGAGAAACAAGGAAGGGGUGAAACAGCUGACUAUCGAAACGAUUUAUUUUAUUCCUGCAAACGAUGACAGUUCGUGCAUCCAAAGUGAGCAGGAUGCCAGUGCGGUGAAAGGGCGAAAGAGAAAGAAAGGCUCCACUCUCCCCGAGUGCGGCUCGGCAAUACUCGUGUUGGACUGUGACAGAGAGAGAGACAGCGAGAAAAAGUAUCGAAGGGAUCGAGUGACGGAGCGACAGUGCGGAAUGGCUCGAAGUCGAGAGGUUGAUCCCGCCGGGGACAUUUGGAUCCAACUCUUCAGCUGCUGCAUCACUCAACAGCCGCCUUCCACGAUCGACAAAGAGCGGAGUGGAUCGCCGACUUCCCUCCCCAACCGCAAACCGUCCCCGAGGCACCCUGUCUCCAGGCAUACUUUCCUACUCUCCACCUUCCCCCCCUCUGUGCCCUUCACGUCUCACGUCAUUCCACCUGCAUCGUCCGUGACGGAUCAGUUUAAGAAAGCUGCUACUGCUCUGGGCUUUGCUCAACUUGUUUCUUCUCACAGAAAAACGGGGAAAGUAUUGUCUAGCGGGGUAGGAUCGAUGAAUGGAGAGGAGGAAAACAUCGCCGGGUGACCGAGCUGCAUUGUGAUACUUUUCUUCAUAUUAUUUUGAAGCGUGAAUCGCCUCCUCGUCCCGUCUCAUCCUCUACAGACUCGAACGCGGGGGAGCUCAGAGAUUCGAGGGUAAUUUUCCCAACCGACACGCCCGUUUGGCCAUAUGCACACAGUAUUUCGCGGGAAAAAGCCAGGCGGCGAUGCGACGCCCUUCGUUCUAGUCCCUCUCGUCUCCAUCACGCGUCUAUCAGAUUAAAUGAGUGAAUGAUUAUCUUCUCUUCUGUCGUGACAAAAUCUCGUACUGACUUUUCUUUCUUUUUUUCCUGGAGAAUAAAAUUAUCGAGAUGUCAUGAAA